Messenger RNA from Caenorhabditis angaria, 656 nucleotides. The record is from the annotation of a GenBank genome assembly. Lineage: Eukaryota; Metazoa; Nematoda; Chromadorea; Rhabditida; Rhabditidae.
AUGCUAAUAAUAUUAUUCAUAAUUAAUUUAUUCGUAAUUAUUACGCAAUGCCAGUUUUUGUAUGACCAAUUGCAAUUUAUUGGUGGGUUUUUGAAGUGGAAAGCAAUCUAGUUAGAAAAUUUUUGACAAAACUAUUUUUUUUCCCGAAAAUUUCAGGCUAUGCAGCAAUCGAAGUGCCUUCUGAAGAUUACAGUAACCAGCAAAGCUACAGUAAUCAAUUUCAGAAUUUCUUCACUAAUAAUAAUAAUCUAGGAGGAUACAGUAACCCGAUUAGUUUGAGCGAAAAACUUUUGCGAAAUGAAUACGAUACAAAUCAACAAAUAUUUUCACAAGAAACAACUACAGUAAUCCCAGCAAUUCAGCCAAGAAGAAGUGGAUCUUCGAAAAAUAUAUUGGAACAGGCAUCUUAUUUGAGUUUGAUUAAUGAUAAAGAUAAUUUCCAGGUAUUUUUUGAAAAAAUUACUUGUUCUCUUAAAAGUUUUUUGAAUUUAUAGGUUUCUGGGUGUAGCUGGGAUGUUCUUCAAUUUCGAUGUCAUGAUAUUUUUGGUUUUUGUAAAGGAACAUGCCACGAUUUCUCAGUUUCCCCGCUAAAAGAUUGUCGAUGUGUCCCGUUUGGUUUUUCAGCAUUACUAAAAUUGGCGGGAAGAAAAAAGUGA